AUGAGUACAGGGUCUGCUAAUCAGUAUCUGUCGCUAAUGUUUAACCUCUUGACCCUCUCAAAGUGUUCUCUUGCGGAUCCCAACAUGUGGCCGGAGGAUUAUGCUGAGAUUGCCCUUGAGAAAGGCUUUGAAACGUAUGAUUUUAUAGUAGUGGGUGCUGGGACUGCUGGAUCUGUUAUAGCUAGUCGUUUAAGUGAAAAUCCUAAAUGGAAAAUUCUUCUUCUCGAAGCUGGAGCAGAUCCACCUAUUGAAUCAACUGUACCAGCACUGGUAGCAGACUUAGCUGAAACAAUCUACGAUUGGCAGUAUAGGAUUGAGCAGCAGAAUCAUAGCAUUUUCUCCGGAGCAUGGCCAAGGGGGAAAAUGCUGGGAGGUUCGAAUGCAAUAAAUGGAAUGCAGUACGUCAGAGGAAACAGGGAUGACUACAACAAUUGGCUAGAACUGGGGAAUCCAACAUGGGGAUGGGACAAUGUUUUGGAAUAUUUUAAGAAGUUUGAAAAUAAUCUUGAUCCUGAGAUUGUCAAGAGCUACGGCGGCCACUAUCAUUCAACAAAAGGUCCCUUUACGGUUGGCCUAAUUGACGAUAUGCUCUCAAUUAAUUACGAUAUCAUUGAAGCUGCUGAGGAAGUAGGUUACAAAUUUCUCCUAAAUGCCAAUGCAGUGGAACACAUUGGAUUUACUUUCUCUCAAACAAUGAUAAGUUCAGGAAAACGCGAAACUGCAGCGACGGCUUUUCUUAUUCCCGCUAAAAGUCGACCAAAUCUUCACGUCGUAAAGAAUGCUCAUGUUAUGAAUUUGCUGCUGAACAAAAAGGGAGUAGUUUCAGGAGUUAGAUUUCUUCUUCAGGGAAAAAAUAUCCUACGAGUUCAUGCAAGCAAGGAAGUUAUCCUGAGUGCAGGAGCCAUAAAUACUCCACAAAUUCUCAUGCUAUCGGGCAUUGGUCCAGCGGGACAUCUUAAGAAAUUGGGAAUACCUGUUGUGAAAAAUGCAGCAGUUGGGCAGAACCUUCAAGAUCAUCCAGGAAUAGUCCUUGCUGUUAAAUACGAUGAAUCAACGGCUGUUCCUUAUACCAAAUUUGACGCAAUGCAGGACUUUUAUGAGUAUUUAGUGAAUCAAACGGGUUUACUUGCCAACUCAGGACCUAGAUAUGUUGCAGGAUAUGUUAAUACGGACGAUCCGUAUGCAUUAUUUCCCAAUUUUCAGUUCCUACAUAAUACCUAUCAAAAAGGUCAAGUUGAAAACUUAAGACGUGCCUUCAAUUACUACGGAUACAAUGAAUAUAUAGCAGAGAUUGGUUCAUCUCUAGCUAGAGAAGCAAAUGUACUUUUAAUCUUCCCAACACUCCUAACUCCAAAAUCAAGAGGAGAAAUUCUGCUGCGGAACACAAAUCCAACGGAAAAAGUUCGAAUAUUUGCAAACUAUUUGACGGAACUGUUUGACUUGGUUUCCUUCAUCAAAGCGAUAAGGCUGUAUCAAGAGUUCUUCUCAACUGAAGCCUAUCGGAAGAGAGAAGCAGAGCUGAUCUUGUUCCCUAUUCCUGAAUGUGAUAGUUUAGAGGUUAACAGUGACGACUACUGGGCUUGCUACGUACGCUACAUGACUACAACGAUCUUCCAUCCAGUGGGAACGGCUAAAAUGGGUCCUGACUCCGAUCCUGCAGCCGUUGUUGACUACAGACUUCGUGUUAAGGGUACAAAGGGCUUAAGGGUGGUUGAUGCCAGUAUAAUGCCUAUUAUUCCGCGUGGGAAUACAAACACUCCCACAAUGAUGAUUGCAGAGAAGGCUGCUGACUUUAUCAAGGAAGAUUGGAGCUAA
Molecule: messenger RNA, 1815 nt
Organism: Lutzomyia longipalpis
Lineage: Eukaryota; Metazoa; Arthropoda; Insecta; Diptera; Psychodidae
Product: glucose dehydrogenase [FAD, quinone]-like
Exons: 3
Coding region: 1-1815 (604 amino acids)
Molecular function (GO): ecdysone oxidase activity; flavin adenine dinucleotide binding
Source: RefSeq, a predicted model, not a curated record